AUGGAUUUAUACAUCCGACCACUAUCAGUCAACGAUCUUGAUCGAUGCGUUGCAGUGGAGGCCGCAGCCUUCCCCCCCGCCGAAGCAGCGACUCGCGAAAAGGCAAGUUGCUUUCCAUAUCGGCCUUCGUUGGGGCAAGGGCGCGCUUGCAAAGAAGGCCACCGAACAUAUCUAAUUCGAUUGUGCAUUCAGAUUGAAUAUCGACUGACGGUAUGCCCCGAACUCUGCUUAGGAUUAUUUGUUCGUAAGGGCAAAAGUAGCCCAGAGAGCGUUAUCCGACAAGGGAUCACCCCGGUCUACAGCCCAUCCGAAACUUCGAGUCGUGAUGAACUUAUCGCACACACAAUUUCCACCAAGUCAAUCUCUUCUGUUGUCACAGACGAGGAUAUGGCUGUCCCAUCUGCGUGGAAGAUAAACCCGACCGCUACAUACGACGUGGGGCAUCGACCUGAAGGCAGAACUAUCACUUUGCAUUCACUGGCUGUCGCGCCCCAUUUCCAGAAGUCGGGUUACGGCAAAACCCUCAUGGCAUACUACAUCGAGCACAUGAUGCAAACGGCACAGGCAGAGAGAAUUUCCAUUCUCACUUACGACAGGCUGGUUUCGUAUUAUGAAAAGCUAGGCUUUACACACUAUGGCAAGAGCCAAUCCGAGUAUGCUAGAGUAGCUUGGCACGAUUUGGUAUGGUCUCUCGAGGGCAAUCAUACAAGCUUCCUACUAACGUUCUCUAUAUAG
This is a messenger RNA of Colletotrichum tamarilloi, 735 nucleotides long. RefSeq names its product acetyltransferase. The transcript is spliced from 2 exons. Lineage: Eukaryota; Fungi; Ascomycota; Sordariomycetes; Glomerellales; Glomerellaceae. Bases 1 to 735 code for a protein of 244 amino acids. Gene Ontology annotation, molecular function: aralkylamine N-acetyltransferase activity. The record is from RefSeq and is a predicted model, not a curated record. Gene Ontology annotation, cellular component: cytoplasm.